Molecule: messenger RNA, 3437 nt
Organism: Acomys russatus (golden spiny mouse)
Lineage: Eukaryota; Metazoa; Chordata; Mammalia; Rodentia; Muridae
Product: transient receptor potential cation channel subfamily M member 2
Exons: 21
Coding region: 81-3437 (1118 amino acids)
Biological process (GO): calcium ion transmembrane transport
Cellular component (GO): membrane
Molecular function (GO): ligand-gated calcium channel activity
Source: RefSeq, a predicted model, not a curated record
AGUGCCCUCAGCAGCUCACUAUUCCCCUGCAGUAUGUCCGGGUGUCCCAGGACACACCGUCCAACGUCAUCUACCAACUCAUGACCCAGCACUGGGGCCUGGAUGUCCCCAAUCUCCUCAUCUCGGUAACCGGAGGGGCCAAGAACUUCAACAUGAAGCUGAGGCUGAAGAGCAUCUUCCGGAGAGGCCUGGUCAAGGUGGCCCAGACCACAGGGGCCUGGAUCAUCACUGGGGGCUCCCACACGGGCGUGAUGAAGCAAGUGGGCGAGGCGGUACGGGACUUCAGCCUGAGCAGCAGUUGCAAAGAAGGAGAAGUCAUCACCAUUGGUGUAGCCACAUGGGGUACCAUCCACAACCGUGAGGGGCUGAUCCAUCCCAUGGAAGGCUUCCCCGCUCAGUACUUGCUGGACGAGGAAGGCCAAGGGAAUCUGACUUGCCUAGACAACAACCACUCCCACUUCAUCCUGGUGGACGAUGGGACCCAUGGGCAGUACGGCGUGGAGAUCCCCCUGAGGACCAAGCUGGAGAAGUUCAUAUCAGAACAAACAAAGGAGAGGGGAGGUGUGGCCAUCAAGAUCCCCAUAGUCUGUGUGGUGUUGGAGGGUGGCCCUGGCACUCUGCAUACCAUCUACAAUGCCAUCACCAAUGGCACACCCUGUGUGAUAGUGGAGGGCUCCGGGCGAGUGGCUGAUGUCAUCGCGCAGGUGGCCGCUCUGCCUGUCUCUGAGAUCACCAUCUCCUUGAUCCAACAGCAGCUCAGCAUCUUCUUCCAGGAGAUGUUUGAGACUUUCAAUGAAAACCAGAUCGUGGAAUGGACCAAAAAGAUCCAAGAUAUCGUCCGGCGGCGGCAGCUGCUGACAAUCUUCCGGGAAGGCAAGGAUGGGCAGCAGGAUGUGGAUGUGGCCAUUCUGCAGGCUUUACUGAAAGGUGAGGCUCAGGGCAGGGGAGGAAGGGGGCGGGAGGAGAGACCGGAACAUGGGCGCUCAGGACGAAUGACAGCAUCUCAGUCAGAUGUCCUGGCCAGAGAGCAGCUGCACUGGGCCACACACGCCCCUGACAUCCAAGAGGCUGGACAAAUUCCCACCUCUCGAAGCCAAGACCACGUCGGUCAUGAGAACUGGGACCAUCAGUUGAAGCUGGCGGUGGCAUGGAACCGUGUGGACAUCGCUCGCAGCGAGAUCUUCACCGAUGAGUGGCAGUGGAAGCCUGCAGAUCUGCACCCCAUGAUGACGGCUGCCCUCAUCUCCAACAAGCCUGACUUUGUGAGGCUCUUUCUGGAGAACGGGGUACAGCUGACGGAGUUUGUCACUUGGGAUACACUAGUCUGCCUGUACAAGAACCUGGAGCCAUCCUGCCUUUUCCACACUAAGCUGCAGAAAGUGCUGACCGAAGAGCAUGAACGCCUGACCUGCGGACCUGAUGCACCCCGGCUGCACAUGCACCACGUAGCCCAGGUGCUACGUGAGCUCCUGGGGGACUCUACGCAGCUGCUGUACCCCCGGCCCCGGUACAGUGACCGGCCACGGCUCUCGCUGCCUAUGCCACACAUCAAGCUCAAUGUACAGGGAGUGAGCCUCCGGUCCCUCUAUAAACGAUCAACAGACCACGCUACCUUCACCAUUGAUCCAGUCCGCGACCUUCUCAUUUGGGCCAUCAUCCAGAACCGCAGGGAGCUGGCGGGCAUCAUCUGGGCUCAGAGCCAGGACUGUACUGCUGCAGCGCUGGCCUGUAGCAAGAUCCUGAAGGAGCUCUCUAAGGAGGAAGAAGACACAGACAGCUCAGAGGAGAUGUUGGCAUUGGCGGAUGAGUUUGAGCACCGAGCUAUAGGUGUCUUUACCGAGUGCUACCGGAAGGAUGAGGAAAGAGCCCAGAAGCUGCUUGUCCGUGUUUCUGAGGCCUGGGGGAGGACCACCUGCCUGCAGCUGGCCCUAGAGGCCAAAGACAUGAAAUUCGUGUCUCAUGGAGGCAUCCAGGCUUUCCUGACCAAAGUAUGGUGGGGCCAGCUCUGUGUGGACAAUGGCUUGUGGCGGAUCAUCUUGUGUAUGCUGGCCUUCCCACUGCUCUUCACAGGCCUCAUCUCUUUCAGGGAAAAGAGGCUGCAGGCACUGUGUCGCCCAGCCCGAGUCCGUGCCUUCUUUAAUGCCCCCGUGGUCAUCUUUCAUCUGAACAUCCUGUCCUACUUCGGCUUUCUCUGUAUGUUUGCCUAUGUGCUCAUGGUGGACUUCCAACCCUCACCAUCCUGGUGCGAGUACUUCAUCUACCUGUGGCUCUUCUCCCUGGUGUGCGAGGAGACACGGCAGCUCUUCUAUGACCCCGAUGGCUGCGGGCUGAGGAAGAAGGCGUCCCUGUACUUCAGUGACUUCUGGAACAGGCUGGACAUUGGGGCCAUUCUGUUCUUCAUAGCAGGACUGACCUGCCGGCUCAUCCCAGCAACACUGUACCCCGGGCGCAUCAUCCUGUCUUUGGACUUCAUCAUGUUCUGCCUCCGCCUCAUGCACAUCUUCACUAUCAGCAAGACGCUGGGGCCCAAGAUAAUCAUCGUGAAGCGGAUGAUGAAGGACGUCUUCUUCUUCCUCUUCCUCCUGGCGGUAUGGGUGGUGUCCUUCGGAGUGGCCAAGCAAGCCAUCCUCAUCCACAAUGAGAGCCGCGUGGAUUGGAUCUUCCGUGGGGUUGUCUACCACUCUUACCUUACCAUCUUUGGGCAGAUCCCAACCUACAUCGAUGGUGUAAAUUUCAGCAUGGACCAGUGCAGCCCCAAUGGCACAGACCCCUACAAGCCCAAGUGUCCUGAGAGCGACUGGACAGGGAAGACGCCGGCUUUCCCUGAGUGGCUGACGGUCACCCUGCUCUGCCUCUAUCUGCUCUUCGCCAAUAUCCUGCUGCUUAACCUGCUCAUCGCCAUGUUCAACUACACGUUCCAGGAGGUGCAGGAACACACAGACCAGAUCUGGAAGUUCCAGCGCCAUGACCUGAUUGAGGAGUACCAUGGCCGGCCCCCGGCCCCUCCCCCGCUCAUCCUCCUCAGCCACCUGCAGCUCCUGAUCAAGAGGAUCGUCCUGAAGAUCCCCGCCAAGAGGCACAAGCAGCUCAAGAACAAACUGGAGAAGAACGAGGAGAUGGCCCUCCUGACCUGGGAACUCUGUCUGAAGGAGAACUAUCUUCAGAACCAGCAUUUCCAGCACAAACAGUGGCUAGAGCAGAAGAUCCAGGGCAUCAGUGACAAAGUGGACACUGUGGUGGAUCUUCUCGACAUGGACCAGGUGAAGAGGUCAGGCUCCAUGGAACAGAGGCUGGCCUCCUUGGAGGAGCAGGUGUCUCAGACAUCCAGAGCUUUGCACUGGAUCGUGACGACCCUGAAAGACAGUGGCUUUGGCUCAGGCCCAGGUAUGCUGACGCUGGGUGAGUAUAUAUGGUCUCUCAGGAGCUGCCUCCAAUAA